UCGUAUAUAAGAACCUCCAUCUGACUGAUUAUAAGAAGUGAUGAAAGUGAGAAGACUUGGGGUCUUGCAGAAGCAUAGAAAGCGUGCUACAUAACUACACUCUGUCGCUAAAUCUUUUAUCGAAGUAAUCUCAUACGCAUUGAGUUCGCGUUUGAUUCAAAUGGAGCUCCUUCGAUCGAACCUCGCUCGUGUUCGAAUUCCUGAACCAACAACUCGUAUCUACAAGCACGAAUGCUGCAUUUCUUUUGAUACUCCCAAAUCCGAGGGCGGGCUGUUUGUUGAUAUGAACACCUUUCUUGCGUUUGGAAGGGAUUAUGUAGGUUGGAACUACGAGAAGACUGGGAACCCAGUUUAUUUGCACAUAAAGCAAACAAAGAAGACAAUUGCUGAAGAUAGACCAUCAAAAAGACCCACGCUUUUGGCUAUAGGUAUUGAUGGAGGGUUUGAUAAUAGUGAUCCCCAGUAUGAAGAAAGCUAUGAAAUUGUUAUAUUGCCGGAUUACGUAAACCUUCCUUUCCCUUUUGUGGAGUUACCUGAGAAGGUGAGGUUGGCUGUUGAUGCUACUUUAAUGGCUGAAGCUGCUGAAAGGAAAGAGCAAGUUGCUUCAUGGACUGCUGACAAGAAGCUUGUCAGUAAAUAUGCCAUGGAUCUGCAGCAGCUCGACAAUGGUGUUGUUGUUUCUCCAAGGGGUUGGAAAUGUGCCAAGUGUGACAAGACCGAAAAUCUCUGGCUGAAUCUAACCGAUGGAUCUAUCCUUUGUGGUAGGAGAAAUUGGGAUGGAACUGGUGGUAAUGACCAUGCCAUUGACCAUUACAAAGAAGCUGGUUACCCCCUUGCCGUAAAGCUAGGGACCAUAACUGCUGAUUUGGAGGGGGCAGGUAAUGCCAUCUUUUUGUUUUGAAGAAGGUAGCAGAUUUUAUAUAAAUAAUCAAAAGAGUAGCCCUUAGCACAAAGAUUGUGAGAGAAACAUAGUUAUAGGAGCCCCCCAAAAGCAAAAACCUAGUCCUGCAAUAGUUACAAGGACCCAAUGAUGUCAACUACUGAUUAUACAUCUUCUACUAGGGCCUCUUUACACGAAAGUUCAUCUUGAUCUUCUGUUCAGAGUUAGCUACAUCUUCAAAACACCUUGAAUUUCUCUCCCUCCAUAUUGUCCACCAGAUACAUGAAGGGAUAAUUCUCCAUCAUCUCUUAUGUCUCUCAAUGUUACCUGGAUCAUUCCAACGUGCUAACAAGUAACAACUCAGCAGUUUUCCUAGGCAUUGUCCCUCUGAGUCCUUUCAUACUGCCACAGAGUACUGGUAACUCUGUAAUGGAGAAACAAGUAAUGCCAUCUUAUAUAUAAAUGAUCAGAAGUUGGUUAUCAGAACUUGCGGCUCAGCUCCUUUCCGUUUUGAAUUUUCUUGUGUAGAUCAAGUCUUGAUUUUUUCAUAGUCGAGUAUUACUGGUUUAUUUCUAAGCACAGCAAUCAUUUGUAAUGCAGAUCUGCCAUUCUGCCUUAUGGAUUACCGAACUACUAUUUUCUUUGUGUUCAGUCAACUUAAGCUUUGUAUCUUUCAAGUCUUAGUUCAGGAUGAGGGAGAUGUAACUUACUCUUCAAAUAUGUCAAUCGUUUUGGAUAGUAAGGAAAGGCUACCUGAACUGUUUGAUUUUGGUCAUUUUUUGAUUUUGAUUUAAGUUUUACGAAAUUUCAGUUUGGUUUCGUGAGAGGCUUCUAAAAUUCGUUCACUUAGUAACCAAAAACUAACAGGCUCUGGAUUUUAAAGAAUUGACUCAGUGGCAUGGUAGUCAUUUGAGUUCCCUAGAUAUUGGAAGUGGGGUCCAGUGGUUUUGUAGUCUGAAAUUCUCUUUCUUGUUCCUUAUCAAAAAGUUGUCUUUUCUUUGUUUUGAUCAUUUUCUUGGCCAUGCCUACCUUUACAAUGAGCAAUGUCAAUUCAGAGAAGUAGAAUUGAAGAGUAUCAGAAUAUCGUCCUAUAUCUUGUUGAACCAAAAAUAGAGUGGGCACAAAGUUCAUGUAGAGUGGCUAAUUCCUGUAUCUUUCAAUAUGCCAUGGUUUGUGGGAAUACAACAACAACAACAACAAAUCUAGUGUCUUAUCUCCUUGUAGUGUAUAGCUAUAAAUAGGGAC
Nicotiana tabacum (common tobacco) is the source of this 2125-nucleotide messenger RNA. Lineage: Eukaryota; Viridiplantae; Streptophyta; Magnoliopsida; Solanales; Solanaceae. The record is from RefSeq and is a predicted model, not a curated record.